Molecule: messenger RNA, 3533 nt
Organism: Xiphias gladius (swordfish)
Lineage: Eukaryota; Metazoa; Chordata; Actinopteri; Istiophoriformes; Xiphiidae
Gene: endog
Product: endonuclease G
Exons: 6
Coding region: 44-940 (298 amino acids)
Biological process (GO): apoptotic DNA fragmentation
Cellular component (GO): mitochondrial inner membrane; nucleus
Molecular function (GO): RNA endonuclease activity; nucleic acid binding; metal ion binding
Source: RefSeq, a predicted model, not a curated record
GACGUAAUCAGAGCGCGUCACGAGCAGCUGGUCCGUAGGCAGCAUGAGGCGGUGGUGUCGGACCGGGGCGACCUUGGCGUUCGGAGCGGGACUCGGGGCCGCUGUCGGCCGCCUACUGAGCCUCAGAGGCGGGGAGGAGGAGGAGGACAGAGCCGGUCUGCUCAGCAGAGUCCCGGUGGUCCCGGUACCGAGAGUUCAGGCCUCCGAGCUGACGGUGAGUCCAGGUGGGUCAGGAACUGUGAUGAAGUACGGCUUCCCCUCACUGGCCAACAUCAAGACCAGAGAGUCCUACGUCACCUCCUACGACCCCCGGACACGCACUGCAUCCUGGGUAAUAGAGAGGUUAAACCCCGCCUCCCUGAGCGGGACGUCAGACAGGAAGUACUGUGACUUCAAAGAGGAUGACAGUGUACACGUGUUUCACAGAUCGACCAAUGCUGACUACAGAGGGAGUGGAUUUGACAGAGGUCACCUGGCUGCUGCAGCCAAUCAUAAGUGGAGUCAGAAAGCCAUGGAAGACACAUUCUACCUGAGCAAUGUCUCUCCACAGAACCCUCACCUGAACCAGAACACCUGGAACAAUCUGGAGAAACUGUGUCGCUCUCUGACCAAACGUUACCUCAACGUCUAUGUCUGCACCGGCCCACUCUACCUGCCCAGGCAGGAAGCUGAUGGGAAACUCUACGUUCGUUAUCAGGUUAUUGGACGAAACCACGUCGCCGUGCCGACGCACUUCUUCAAGGUGCUGAUCCUGGAGCAGGUGGACGGCAGGGGGGUGGAGCUUCGGUCAUAUGUUUUACCAAAUGAACCAAUAGAUGAGAAGGUUCCUCUGGAGCGUUUCCUGGUUCCAAUAGAAACCAUCGAGAGAGCAUCGGGACUUCUGUUUGUUCCGAACAUCAUGAAGAGAAACAGCAGCCUGCAGGCAAUCACCAAUAAAUGAACUACAGUACCCAGAAUCCUCUGUUGCUGGAUGAACUACAGCAUGUUCUAUCUCUGACCACAGUUCUCUGUAUGUUCCUCAGUGAUUCAAAGUUCCCUUUAGUUUACGUGGUUACCUGUUGUCCAGCAGCAGAUUGUAUAUUUGAAAAAGAGGUCUUCACGGGUCCACUUGGUUCUGAAAAACUGAGACCCGACCUAGGACCCGAGUUGGGCCGAGUCCAACUUUUGCUCAGUCUAAUCCAAUCGAGAAGGGUCUGGUUUUACUGCUGCUGGUCUCAGGUCUGUGUGUCAAUGUGAUCCAAACAGGAAACAGGACUUUACAUUAUUUAUAUUACAUUUUCUUUUAAGCAUUUAAACAAAAUAUUUUACUUUCCGAUUUUUUUUAUUCGUUCUUAGGACAUUAGCAUCAUUAAUAUAUUGCUGCUCUUUUCCACCACGGCUGCUUGUUAAUUUACCGCAUUAACUGACCACUCAUCACGAUGCUGGUGUGUUGGUUUGUUGUUAUUCUCUCUCUGUCUCUCUGGUCGACUGUAUUUCGAAUCGGUCUAAGUAUCGGUACGGUCUGGCUGUGCUAAGUUUCCUUCAGAUCAGGUCUCUCUUAUCGGAGGUGGUGCAUAUCGGGUUCAGUUAGGUUUUCUACGGGUCCCUGUUCAGAUUGGGUCCAGACCCCUAAUCUGAAGUUAUUUUUUCAGUCUGAUCAGAUCCAGGUGGUUCCUCCCAUGUUUCAACAUCACGUUCAGCUUCAGAGCUCAGCACCAGUUUGUCUAAACAGAAAUAACCUGUGAUAGAUUAAAAACCCAGCAGGAGGUGUAACAUCUUAUCCUGUUGGUCUGAAAUUUAUCUCAGUCUUCAGAGACGAGUUGAUAAAAACACUUGUGUUUAUAUGGUGACACUUUCCUGUAACCCCCCAUUUAUCAUGUUUAAACAGCAGCAGUGGAGGAAGUACUCAGAUCCUCCACAUCAGUAAAAGUACCAAUACUGCAAUAUAAAUGAGCUCUAUUACAAGUAAAAGUAAUGCACUGCAAAUGUCACUUAAGCGAAAGUACAGAUGUAAUAUCAGCAAACUGUAAAGUAUCAAAAGUAAAAGUACUAAAAAAAGUAAAAAUACUAAGGUUUUCCCCUGUGAGUGUUACACGCUGUUCAAAAGUGUUACAUGUUAUACUAUUCAAUUAUUAUUUCUGCUGCUUAAAUGCAUGAGUAGUGUUUUGUGUGGUUGUUAUAUACAGUUGAGUAGUUUAAUCUGUAACACUGCACCAUAUGUAAUAUAUUUAUGUAAAUAUACAGAUAUUAGAUAAAUAUGGUGCAGUAAAAAGUAAAGAAAUGGAAAAGUACCUAAAAUUUUACUUAAGCCCAAUACUGCAGCAAAAGUACUUUGUUACUUUCCAUCACUGAUAAUCAGUCUUUAAAGAGUAAUACCGAGUCUGUCUUUGCCCUGGGUUUUGCCUCUCAGGUUCCAUGCAGUUCACUAAGCUAGCUUCUGAUUGGUGGAGGCUGUAUCUGCAGUCUGAGAGGUCUGCCGACACUACUCAGGGCGAUUCCAGUCUUUUUGUAUUAGUGAUGCAGGAAUGCAGCUCAUCGCCCUGGACAGCCAUAACAGGAGCAAACUUAGGAAAGGCUAAAAAUGAUACAAAAUUGUUUUAUAACUGGUACUAAUGCAACAAUUUUUGACUAUGUGAAGCAUUUCACCAGUGGCCAACUGUCUGUCAAGUUUCAUUUGUGUAGCCUUUAGUUUUUGAGAUAGAUAGAUUUUAUGCAUUCCUAAUUAAAAAAGUAAUAACUUAUUAACUUUAUGAGAGAUCGACAAGCUGUUUAACAGCUACUACGGCCUGCAUGCUCCUUUGGCAGCAAUCACACAAUUAAAUUUGUAUUUGUAUUUCAGCCAGUGUUUCAAACUAACCCUAACCCUAAAAAGACAGUAGUUAUAAGGCAGUAAAGGGUGGAGUGUUAUAUAAAGACUAGGGUUGGUGUAUUACUAAUACAGACACAGCAUUGCUAAAGUUUUUUUAUUGGACUCCAUGUGUUUGAAAAGCCUGGAGAGUCACAAUAUAGUCAGAACUUAGGUUUUGUUCAUGUUGAACACCCUGAGCUCAGCAACUUCCACUUAACAUCUUUGUUUGGAUCAGGAGUCGUAAGUGAUAAAGAAGAAGAUUAUGUUGCAGCAGACAGAAGAUGUUUUUAUUCAGAUGUUUAUCAGGGUUUAUUAGAGUUUGUGAGGAUUCUGGAGUAAAGCUUCACAACAACAAGGAAGUGUUUGUUAAACCACCUGCUAGGUGAUUAUUUUUAAGAAAAACUGAUGUUGAACUCUGUGACCGAAUGUAGCUUUAAUAUGAUGGGAGCAAAGUGGAGCUUCAGGCUGCAGUGAUUAGAUAUUCCUCAGAAUGAAACCAAAGUCCAGGUUCAGUUUUUCCAUAGACUGUGACGUUUUCUUCACUGAAACAUAAUCAGUCGGUGGAUUUAAAUGUUGGAUGUUUGCAGCAGCAUGUUACUGCCACCAUCAGAAAUGAUGAUUUGUUCAGUUUAUAACAUGAAAAUUUGUGUAAUGUUGUAAUGAGAUCCGGAGAUUUUGUUAAAACAAGAAACGAUUGCUGUAAAAA